AUGACGAAUAAUAACGAAAAUAAGAAAUUCAAGAAGGAUAAAGAAAUUGCCUUGGAGCUUGAGAACCAAAUUAAAGACGUUAAACACCAACUGUCUGAACAGUUGAAAUGUCUAGACGGCCGUCUGGAAAGCCACACUGCCAUGCUGAACGAGCUCGGGGAGUUCUAUCAGAGACGGGCUGAGGCCGAGUUGGAGUACUCCAAGAGUCUAGACAAGAUCGUUAGGCAGAUUGUCGCUAGACAUAAAGCCGAGAAACAAAAGCGGGAAAAUUGGCAGAACUUUUCGACGUACAAGCUGUGGCAGGCGAUGUUGCGUUGCACGACUAGGCAGUCUCAGCAUCACGCCUCCUUCUCGGACUCGCUCAACAACGUCGUCGCAAUCAAGUUUCAGCAACUGAAGGAUGAUAUGGCGCGAAUCUACAAGAAGUGUCACGAAAUAGCUGGCAGUCUGCAUGCGGAACUACACAAGUCCAUGACUGAACUGCAUAGCAUCUACCACAACGAGAGUCAGCAGUUGGAUUUGAAGCUCUCACGCGUCGAAACGCACAGAACACGCUUCGAGCAGACUAACAAAAAGGGUAGCUCCAGUAAAAAACUCAUAACCUUUGACAAGAAAACGGAGAAGCAACGGAUAAAAACGCAAGAGGGCAACCUGAAGGCCCAUAAGGCCCGCAACGAGUACUUGCUCUCUAUCGAUAGCACGAACGCUGCCCUUAGGAAAUAUUUCAUUGAUGACCUGCCAGAUAUUAUCAACGCUAUGGAUUACAGCUACCACAUAAGUUUAGGCCAUUCUACCAUCAUCUGCGUUGAGUUAGAAGCCACUAUGGAUAAGUUGAAUGCUGAGAAUCUCGUUCUUAUUUCAUCUAAGAUAACAGAAAUUCAGUCGAACAACCAGCUGAGAGAUGAGAUGGUGUCGAGAGUUCAAACCAUCACAGAUAGGCUACAUUCACUCAAACUCGAGAAUGAUGAGCUCUGGAAGACUCUGGAAACGACGGACAACAGCAUGGUGGCGAAGCUGACCACACAAGAAGUUGAUGUGGCCGAUGUGUUUGCCUCACCGGGCACCAAACUGACCUUCACUAAAAACAAUCCGGAUUAUGAAAAGCAGAUGAAGGAGUGGCUGGAGACCCAGGAAUUUUAUUUUAAUAAAUUCAAGAACUACGAGCUGAACAGCAACCUGGUGGCGAGGUUGCACGCGAAAUGUUUGGCGCUAGAAAAAGUGCUGGCCAUCACCAAAGAUGAUAAUCAAAAGUAUAUUGGAGUUAAUAUAAAAAGGCUAAGUUCCGGUCAUAACAAUCGACCAAUCAGAAAGAAGGCCCUCGGUAAAUAUGCUCUUGAGAGCAAGCCCAAGCUUUUUGGUGGGAGCGUACGGGAAUAUGUUAAUGCAACAGGCGAAGAAAUCCCAUUAGUAAUUCGCAGCUGCACAAAGAUAAUCAAUCUAUAUGGUAUGCAUCAUCAAGGUGUAUUCAGAAUACCGGGACUUCAACAUGAGAUAAAUGAGUACAAAAAGAUGUUUGAAAAAGGGGAAGAGCCCAUCCUGACGAAAGUUGAGACGAGGGAUAUCAACUCAGUGGCCGGGGUUCUGAAGCUUUAUUUUAGGGAGCUGAGUGAGCCGCUUUUCCCGCUUCAGAUUUUUGACGAGUUGGUGGCCUGCUCUAAGUAUAAUAUCGAAGAUGCCGAUGAAAAGAAGAAAUGCAUUGAAAGAAUACAGGAACUACUACUACCACUACCAAGGACCAAUCUCAGCGUUAUAAGAUACCUCUUUGCUUUCCUCAACCACAGCCUUUCAGAAUACAGUGACGAGAACAUGAUGGACGCCCACAACCUGGCCGUCUGCUUCGGUCCCACACUACUUCCCGUCCCUCCGGAUCACGAUCCUGUCAACCAUCAAAACCAAAUCAACGAUCUCAUUGAAAUCCUGAUCGUCUACCAUGAACUUAUUUUCCCCAAGGAUCAUUCCAGUUCCUCAGGGGGCGUGGUCUACGAAAAGUUUAUCGUUGAUGUGACCUUGAGGAGUCGGUGGACACCC
Molecule: messenger RNA, 2028 nt
Organism: Helobdella robusta
Lineage: Eukaryota; Metazoa; Annelida; Clitellata; Rhynchobdellida; Glossiphoniidae
Exons: 18
Biological process (GO): negative regulation of cell migration; signal transduction
Cellular component (GO): cytoplasm
Source: RefSeq, a predicted model, not a curated record